Molecule: messenger RNA, 1308 nt
Organism: Trichomonas vaginalis G3
Lineage: Eukaryota; Parabasalia; Trichomonadida; Trichomonadidae
Product: protein serine/threonine kinase protein
Exons: 1
Coding region: 1-1308 (435 amino acids)
Biological process (GO): protein phosphorylation
Molecular function (GO): ATP binding; protein serine/threonine kinase activity
Source: RefSeq, a predicted model, not a curated record
AUGAAUACGCUUGGAAGUACUGGCGGGUGGCUUCAAAAGCGUGGCAAAUUGGGUUUCUGGUCUCCCAAGUUCUGCAAGCUUGUAGGAUCACAGCUUGUCAUUUCAAAAUCAGAAAAAGUAAACAAUGUUGAAUUUUUAAUUGAAAUUACUCCAGAUACCAAAAUUGAUAUUGUCAAAGAUCCUAAAAAGCAUCGAUUUUCCAUUCAAGAUGCCAAUGGUGAAGUUUCCGUUUUUGAAGCGCGAAAUAAUGAUGAAAUGAUGUCAUGGAUUUUACUCUUGCGCAGUAUUACGUUCUCUAAUCCAGACCUUAACAUGGAUUGUUUUGAAGUAUUAAGUGUGAUCGGGCGUGGAUUUUAUGGAAAAGUUCUUCUUGUUAAAUGCAAGAGAACUGGUGAAUUAUUUGCUAUCAAAUCCAUUCGCAAGUCAAUUCUCAUUGAACAGAAUAAGAUAAGAAUUGUAUUAUCCGAACGUAAUAUCAUGGUAAAGUCCCAUCAUCCAUUUAUCGUUCAAUUGAAGUUCGCUUUUCAAACGCAAUCCAAAUUCUAUCUUGGUCUUGAAUAUGUUCCCGGUGGUGAACUCUUUACACAUAUUUAUCGCGAUGGUUUCUUACAACCUCGUGAAUAUCAACUUGUCAUUGCACAAGUUGCCCUCGCUUUGCAAUAUUUGCAUAGUAUAGGUAUCAUUUAUAGAGAUAUGAAGCCUGAAAAUAUAUUAAUUGACGCUGACGGAUAUGUCAAACUGACCGAUUUCGGUCUUUCAAGGGAUAUUACGAUUGAUGAGUCUGCCUCGACAUUUUGCGGUACUCCAGAAUACAUUGCUCCAGAAGUUAUCAAGAGAUUACCUUAUGAUACGGCAAUUGACUGGUGGGGACUUGGAAUUUUGACUUAUGAACUUAUUUAUCAUAAUCCUCCUUUCCGUAGUACGAACAAUCAGCAGCUCUUCCAGAAAAUCUUAAAAGAUGAAGUUCCAUUUCCUGACAAUGCAAAUCCAAUUGAAGUCAAUUUCAUCAAAGGAUUAUUAAGAAAGGAUCCAAAGAAGAGAUUCUGCUUUGAAGAAAUCGCUUCAAAUGAGUUUUUCUCCGGAUUUAAUUUUGAUGAUGUUUUGAACAAGAGAAUUACUCCUCCUUAUAUUCCAACCCUUGAAGAUAAGGCAAAUGUCAAGUAUUUCGAUAAUGAAUACACUUCUGAACAAAAAAUGGAUUCAUUUGUUCCUCCUGUUAUGGGAGAUGAAGCUGAUGUCCCUGGAUUUUCCUUCUAUGGUGCUGAUACUGAUAUUGCUAACCCAGAUAAUUCAAUUCUUGCUGACUAA